AUGUCUCAAAAUGAAUCCGGAAUGUCAGAAGUAACGGUGGAGGUUCCUAUGAAUAUAGCACUUGUCAAGUAUUGGGGAAAACGAGAUGAGAAACUCAUCUUACCACUGAAUGAUUCGAUUUCAUUAACGGUUGAUAAACUGACGGCUAGAACAACAAUCCGAAUGAUUCAAGGAGUUGGGAAGCAUACGGUUGAAAUCAACGACGAAAAAGUAGAGUUAAGUUCGAAUAAACGGUAUCAAACAGUCUUUGAUGAAGCACUUCGAUUACAAAGAAAACGGAAAGAAGAUUCAAACGGAAAUGAAAAUAGAUCAGUAUCGCAUCAUUUCGAAGUAAUCUCCACAACGAACUUUCCCGUUGCUGCUGGACUUGCAUCAUCUGCUGCUGGUUUCGCAGCGAUUGCUUUGGCGAUUCAGCAACUUUUAAACCUGGAUGACAUCCAGGCUAAUCGAUUAGCGAGAAUAGGAUCUGGCAGUGCUUGUAGAAGCAUGUCCGGAGGGCUUGUUCACUGGAAAAAAGGAGAAAAAGACGAUGGCUCCGAUUGCGUUGCUGUUAAAACUAACGAUGAUAACUGGGCAGAUCUUUAUUGUGUUAUUUUGGUAUUUAAUGAUGGAUGUAAGAAAGUUGGAUCAAGUGAAGGGAUGAGAUGGACUAGAGAAACCUCGACACUUCUCAAACAUCGAAUUGAGAAGGUUGUUCCCGAACGAAUCGAUUUAAUCAAGAAGGCGUAUGCAACAAGAAACUUCGAAGAUCUGGCCCGUGUUAUUAUGGCUGAUAGUAAUCAAUUCCACGCAAUUUGUCUCGAUACGGUACCGCCUAUUCGAUAUUUGAAUGAAUCUUCGUGGCAGCUAAUAGAAACUGUUGAAAAGUUCAAUCAGCCAGAAAUAAAAGCUGCGUACACCUUCGAUGCUGGACCGAAUGCAUGUGUUAUUGUGCAAAAGAAGGAUGUUUCAAAAUUCAUCAAGGCCCUCAUUCGCGAUAUUCAAAUCAACACCGAUGAUUUGGAAACAUUGCCAGAAGAAUUCAGAUCUAUCGAAUAUCAAAAAGAUGAAGGAACCGAGAAUAAUUUUGUAUGCACGAAACUGGUUGUCAGUUCCAUGGGAAGUGGACCGGAGAUUUGA
Caenorhabditis remanei is the source of this 1119-nucleotide messenger RNA. RefSeq lists its product as uncharacterized. Gene Ontology annotation, biological process: isoprenoid biosynthetic process; isopentenyl diphosphate biosynthetic process, mevalonate pathway. Lineage: Eukaryota; Metazoa; Nematoda; Chromadorea; Rhabditida; Rhabditidae. Bases 1 to 1119 code for a protein of 372 amino acids. The record is from RefSeq and is a predicted model, not a curated record. Gene Ontology annotation, molecular function: ATP binding; diphosphomevalonate decarboxylase activity. The transcript is spliced from 3 exons. Gene Ontology annotation, cellular component: cytosol.